Messenger RNA from Drosophila eugracilis, 1385 nucleotides. RefSeq names its product mannose-6-phosphate isomerase (gene Mpi). Gene Ontology annotation, molecular function: zinc ion binding; mannose-6-phosphate isomerase activity. The transcript has 3 exons. The record is from RefSeq and is a predicted model, not a curated record. NCBI's taxonomy places the organism in Eukaryota, Metazoa, Arthropoda, Insecta, Diptera, Drosophilidae. Bases 142 to 1332 code for a protein of 396 amino acids. Gene Ontology annotation, cellular component: cytosol. Gene Ontology annotation, biological process: GDP-mannose biosynthetic process; carbohydrate metabolic process.
GCGAUAUUUAAAUUAACAGUAGUGUGGUCCUACUAAUUUUUUCGGCAGUUAAACCUAAAUUAAAAAAUCACAGGAGCCGGUGUCUAUUUUAGGUUGACCUCAGUCGAAGUACGGAAUUCGGAAGGAAAACACUGUGCUGAAAUGGAGCUGACAGGUUGGGUAAAGAACUACGAUUGGGGGCGCAAGGGCAUCCACUCGGCUGUGGCCCAAUUGGCCAUGGCCAAUGAUCCCGACUUCCGGCUAAACGAGGAGGAGACCUACGCGGAAAUGUGGAUGGGCACCCAUGUGUGCGGCGUGUCCGUGGUCAAGGAAACCGGCGAGACAUUGGAUCGCGUGCUGAAAAAAGAUCUUUCCUACCUGUUUAAGGUUUUGAGCAUCAACAAGGCACUCAGCAUCCAGGUUCAUCCAAACAAGUGCGAAGCGGAGCGGCUGCACAAGGAACGACCAGAGAUAUACAAGGAUCCUAACCACAAGCCAGAGCUGGCCAUCGCCCUCACGCCCUUUUUGGCCCUAGUGGGUUUCUUGCCGGCCGAAGACAUCAAGGACUACAUUGAUGAGUUCCAACCACUAAGUAAACUGAUUGGCGAUGAAGCUGUUAAUCAGAUCCACGAAUCACCUGAUAGUCAAAGCGUUAAGCUGUGCUACGAGAAGCUGAUGAAAACGGAUGAGUCAUUGAUAGCCAAAUGCAUCAGUGAGAUAGCUAAGGAUUAUCAAAAAGAAUUGAAGUCCAACGAUCUUCUAGAGGUUUUCACCAAGAUCAACAAAGACUUUCCCGGAGAUGUGGGCGUACUGUCGCUGUUCUUCCUCAAUCUAGUCCACUUGCAGCCUGGCCAGGCGAUCUACCUGGGAGCCAAUGAGAUCCACGCCUACUUAGACGGCGACUGCGUGGAGUGUAUGGCCUGUUCAGACAAUGUGAUACGGGCAGGGCUAACUCCCAAGUACAAGGAUGUAGACCAGUUGCUGAACUCUGUCAUUUUCGAAAGUUCUAUCAAAGAUCGCAAGGAAUUCAUUCCAUAUCGCAUAGAUGAGCAGGUCAAGGUGUAUAUUCCUCCAGUAUCCGAUUUUGCAGUGAUUAAUGUGAACAUUGAUCACAGUUUGGAAUCGUAUAAACUGGAAAUUCAAGCCUUCGGUUCCAUACUAAUAGUUCUAAAGGGAUCCCGCACCCUAAAGCUGAAAACUCAGCAGGGAGACAAGGAGAUCGUGUUGACCCGCGGCAGCAUUGUAUACAUUCCCGUUGAGGCAGCGCCGGAAAUCGAAUUCGCCAAGGCCGAAGAUUGCGACGAAGACUUCAGCGGCUACAUAGCAACCAGCAACUACUUUCGAGUGCCCUAAAAUUCUCAGUUUAUCUUAAUCUUUUGUAAAGUGCAAUAAAUUCAUAAACACGG